AUGUGGCUACUAGCAACACUGGUAAACUUCAUAUUCUUUCUGCAGGUUGCCACUGCAAAGAAGGGAGUUCCAGAUAAGACCAACCUAAUCAACAAGGUGGAGAGAGUUUCACUCUAUUCGUGUUACGUUGGGUUGAGAAAACUUCCAUGGCAAUACACCCUUGCGAAUAGAUUCUCUGACUACACAUGCGAGUACACUCCAGCGUUUGAAUCAUUUGUGUACUGCAUUUAUCAAAACAAUCAAGAAAAUGGAAAUUCUACAAAGAUCUUGGAGAAGUCGUUUGAGCAGGUAAGGCGGUUCUGUGAUAUACCGAGAGUUUUGAAUAAGACGGAUAGCGAUUUUUACCAUGCGUUGAACAAUGGUACAAAAUACAUGCAAAGUCAAAUCACUUCAGGCGCUAACAUCACCUAUCCCGUCCAGCUUGAUACCAAAAAAAGGAAACAAUACUAUCGUGCUUACUAUGGGUACUACUACAACUAUGACAGUGGUAACUACUUUGGUGGAUAUAUCUGUGCUUACUUCUUUGGGAUCUUAUUACUUGCUGGAGCCUUUCGUCUGGUGCGGUACACGCCGCUUCAAAAGGUUCUAUUCAAACAAAAACUUGUGAACUAUAUUAGAGGUUAUCUGAUACUCCCAACUUUGGGCAAAAAGCAUGCUGAUCCAUUUUCUUACCUCAAAGUUAUUACAGGUUAUCUUCCUACGCGAUUUGAAACUUUAGUUGUCACUGGAUAUCUCAUCAUGCACACUGUGUUUAUGUCAUGCAACUACAUUUACGAUCCCUUGAAUGUCAUUUUCAAGAGCCAUGCUAUUCAGGUCUCGCGGUUUGUCGCAGACAGGAGUGGUGUUCUCUCGUUUGCCCAUUUCCCAUUGAUCGUGCUCUUCGCAGGAAGAAACAACUUCCUAGAAAUGAUUUCGGGUCUACAUUAUACAUCUUUCAUUGUUUUCCAUAAGUGGUUAGGAAGAGUGAUGUUUUUGGAUGCAGUAAUUCAUUCUGCCGCGUAUACUAACUAUACUUUGCUUUCCCAAACUUACAAAAGGAGGAAAACUAGAACAUACUGGAAGUUUGGUAUCGCUGCAACUAUCCUGGCAGCUGGCUUGAUGUUAACAUCAGUGGCGGCAUUCAGAAGACAUUACUAUGAAACAUUUUUGUUUAUGCAUAUUGUUUUGGGCGCCCUUUUCUUCUACGCUUGUUGGCAACACGUCAUGACCAUCAGCGGAAUUGAGUGGGUCUACGCUGCUAUUGCCAUUUGGGUUGUCGACAGACUUGUCAGAAUCGUCAGACUUUGUUUCUUGGGCUUCCCCAAGGCGCAGAUAACGUUGAUCGGUGAAGAUUUGAUCCGCGUCACCGUACCAAAAUCCGCCAAAUUUUGGAAAGCGAAACCAGGGCAGUACGUCUUUCUAUCCUUCCUACAUCCUUUGUGCUUCUGGCAAUCCCACCCAUUCACAGUCAUGGACUCCUGCUCGAAGGAAGAUGAGCUCGUUAUCAUCUUCAAGGAGAAAAAAGGUGUCACUAGAGUACUCAAGAAGUACCUAGCCCGCAAUAAUGGCAAGGCCUCAAUGAGAGUAGCUGUUGAAGGGCCAUACGGUCACUCAUCUCCAGUCCAACGCUUUGAUAACGUCUUAUUAUUGACGGGUGGUAGUGGUUGGCCAGGACCGAUUGCACAUGCUAUCAAUCUGGGCAAAUCUUCAGCAGCAAGCGGCAAAUCAAAUGUUCAAUUAGUAGCUGCCGUCAAAGGAUUCGAUACUCUCGAAGCUUACAUGCCGGAGUUGACAGUGUUGAAAAACUUGAAUGUUGAUCUUCAUCUUUACAACACUAAACCACCUUCCCCAAUAAGGGUCACUGUGGCCUCUACCGAUAAAACUGAAGAACCAGGAGAGAAGACGUCUUCUGUUGAGGAAGGAUGGGAACAAGCUUCAUCAUCGGACCAGUCAAUCCCAGAUUUAGAGUUCGCUACAGUUCAUCAAGGUAGGCCUGAUGUUGAGCAAGUGAUCAAUGCCUGCGUUAAGCAGCCUGGGAAAACUGCAAUUGUGAGCUGCGGUCCACCUGCCUUUGUUGAUGCUAUAAGAAACAAAACUGCCGAGGCGGUUAUAAAGAAUCCGUCGUCUGUUAUCGAGUAUUUCGAGGAGUAUCAGGUCUGGUAA
Messenger RNA from Torulaspora delbrueckii, 2142 nucleotides. It is a transcript of the gene FRE4, whose product is annotated as ferric-chelate reductase. Gene Ontology annotation, molecular function: ferric-chelate reductase activity. Gene Ontology annotation, biological process: copper ion import; iron ion transport; intracellular iron ion homeostasis. The coding region runs from base 1 to 2142 and encodes 713 amino acids. Gene Ontology annotation, cellular component: plasma membrane. The record is from RefSeq and is a predicted model, not a curated record. NCBI's taxonomy places the organism in Eukaryota, Fungi, Ascomycota, Saccharomycetes, Saccharomycetales, Saccharomycetaceae. The transcript has a single exon.